Messenger RNA from Oncorhynchus keta (chum salmon), 7763 nucleotides. Its product is annotated as son of sevenless homolog 2-like. The transcript is spliced from 22 exons. Gene Ontology annotation, biological process: Ras protein signal transduction; positive regulation of GTPase activity. Lineage: Eukaryota; Metazoa; Chordata; Actinopteri; Salmoniformes; Salmonidae. Gene Ontology annotation, cellular component: plasma membrane. The coding region runs from base 1512 to 5543 and encodes 1343 amino acids. The record is from RefSeq and is a predicted model, not a curated record. Gene Ontology annotation, molecular function: guanyl-nucleotide exchange factor activity; protein heterodimerization activity.
UGAAUAUGUUCCCAAUGAAGUGGAACAAAUGUAGAUUUAGUUGCCGAGUGAUUUAGGAAUGCAAAAAAAUCCGAGACAGUCAUUGAUUUUGUAUAAGUUAUUUAAAACUGUAAAUUUGACUUGAAUAACCUAGGCAUCCUAUUUAUUUUGAUCGAAGCCCCAUAAGAUGAGGUGCAAACUUGUGGUCCCACACUGUCACUGGACAAAAGAGGCGAUACCUCCCUGUGCUUUUACGCAAACGCACUGACUGUCUACGCAGGACGACGCCAAGUGAAGGGCCGAGAUUCAACGAUUACCACACAUCAACAAGCGCUUCUUGUGUCGCUGGACACACUGGCUCAACAUGCAUCGGACUAUUCAAGUGGGAUUGUUCUGCGUCUGCGAGAAUAACCGACGCGUGAAAAAUGACGGGUUAUAAACUAACAAGAAGUCUCUCAUCUUUGGAAUUGAAUGAAGAGUCUUGUGCCACAACGCAACUCGAAGUGCACCACCAAGGCCAUGAUAAGAGGCAGCUUUUACAUUUACAUUUAAGUCAUUUAGCAGACGCUCUUAUCCAGAGCGACUUACAGAUGUGUUGUCAGUCUCUAGCUACCGUAAUAAUAGCUAUCAAACUUUAAAAAAAAGUUACAACAGUCAUACUAGCUAUACGUUUAGUCAUGACAUCUAACUGAAAUAUGUAGCUAGCUGGCUAGCUAUAUGUUUAUUUUUGGUAGCUAGCUAGCUCAGAUAGCAUAGAGCUAGCCAGUUAGCGUAGCUAGCUGACGAACUUGUUUUUUUUAAAUAGCGCUCGAGCUAGCUAACGGUAGCUAAUCAGCUAGCUCAGAUAGCCAGUUGGCGUAGCUAGCUGACGAACUUGUUUUUUUUUUAAAUAGCUUGUUUUAACUAACUCGAGCUAGCUAGCGGUAGCUAGCUAAUCAGCUAGUUUAGAUAGCAUAGAGCUAGCUAACGGUAGCUAAUCAGCUAGUUUAGAUAGCAUAGAGCUAGCUAACGGUAGCUAAUCAGCUAGUUUAGAUAGCAUAGAGCUAGCUAACGGUAGCUAAUCAGCUAGUUUAGAUAGCAUAGAGCUAGCUAACGGUAGCUAAUCAGCUAGUUUAGAUAGCAUAGAGCUAGCUAACGGUAGCUAAUCAGUUAGCUCAGAUAGCAUCCUGGUUAGUAAAUGAGACCAUUUUAACGGCUGGAGUUGCUAGCCAGUUAGCGAACUACAGUAACACUUUUUUUUUUUUCUUGUGGCAAAUUUGACAACCACUUUCUAGCUAACUAAUGUUAGCCUGUUAGCUUUUCUUUUUGACUGUGUUAACUUACCAAUAACGUUAGCUAACGGUAAUAUAUAUAUAUAUAUACAUACACACGUUUGUUUUUUAUUUCUAAAUAGUUAACAUUACCUUACUCGACUAGGUGUAUGGUGUAGCUAGCUAGCUGACUUUUCCACCGUGCCUGGACUGACCGACCCCCCCACCAGGACAAGCCGGGGCCGAUGCUGACGGUCCGCAUCACGGCAACAGUAAGGAGCCAUGCAGCCGCAGCAAAUAUACGACUUUUCAAGUGACGAGAACAGUCACAAAUGGCGAGGCCUCUUCGUGCAAGCGUUGCGAAAGGUGCAGCUGCAGGUGCAUCCCACCCUGUCAGCCAAGGAGGGAGCUCUGGAGCACAUCGAAGAGCUGAUCCUGCAGCUGCUCAACAUGCUGUGUGUGGCCCAGCCGCGCUCUGUACAGGACGUGGAGGAGCGUGUCCAGAAGACCUUCCCCCACCCCAUAGAUAAAUGGGCCAUAGCUGACGCCCAGUCGGCCAUCGAGAAGAGGAAGAGGAGGAACCCCCUACUGCUCCCUGUGGAUAAGAUACACCCUCUACUCAAGGAGGUGCUGGGUUAUAAGAUAGACUACCACGUCUGCCUCUACAUCGUGGCGGUUCUAGAGUACAUAUCAGCUGACAUCCUGAAGCUAGCAGGAAACUACGUUGGUAACAUCAGACACUAUGAGAUCAGCCAGCAAGACAUCAAGGUGUCCAUGUGUGCAGACAAGGUCCUAAUGGACAUGUUUGACCAGGACGAGGACAUCGGUCUGGUGUCUCAGUGUACGGAGGAGCCGUCGUCGUCGGGGGAGCUGACCUACGAUGACCUGGUGCGCUUGGAGAUUGCAGAGGAGCGCCAGUACCUGCGGGAGCUUGACCUCAUCAUCAAGGUGUUCCGACAUCACUUCCUGUUCAACAACAAGAUCUUCACGCCUCAGGAUGUUGAGGUUAUCUUCAGCAACAUUUCGGACAUUCAUGAGCUGACGGUCAAACUUCUGGGGCUGAUAGAGGACGCAGUGGAGAUGACCGCUGACACUAGCCCUCAUCCUCUGGUGGGCAGCUGCUUCGAGGACCUGGCAGAGGAGCAGGCGUUUGAUCCGUAUGAGACCCUGUCUCAGGACAUCCUGUCCAGACAGUUCCACGAGCACUUCAGCAGCCUGAUGGCCCGGCCUACUGUAGGACUAUACUUCCAGUCCAUAGCUGAAGGUUUCAAGGAGGCAGUUCAGUACGUCCUGCCACAGCUCAUGAUGGUUCCUGUAUACCACUGUUUGCACUACUUUGAACUACUGCAGCAGCUGCAGGAGCACAGUGAGGAGCAGGACGACAGAGAGGGUCUGAAGCAGGCCAUCACCGCUCUGCUCAACCUCCAGUGUAGCGUGGAACGCAUCUACACCAAACACCUGCCCCGACGCAAGCCUGGUGAGCCCAUGUACCGUCUGUACAGUCGGCAGGUGCGCAGCAAGCAGCUGGCCAUCAAGAGGAUGAACGAGAUCCAGAAGAGCAUCGACGGCUGGGAGGGGAAGGACAUCGGCCAGUGCUGUUCCGAGUUCAUCCUGGAGGGGGCGCUCCUCCGCGCCGGCGCCAAACACGAGCGACACAACUUCCUGUUCGACGGCCUCAUGAUCAGCUGCAAGGCCAAUCAGAGCUCCCGACUCCCCGGUUCCGGAAGCGGGGCCGAGUUCCGUCUCAAGGAGAAGUUCGUCCUGCGGAAAGUCCGCAUCGUGGACCGCGAGGACUCUGCGGAGUUAAAACACGCCUUCGAACUCGUCGGUAAAGACGAGAACUGUGUGGUGUUCUGCGCCCGCUCGGCGGAGGACAAGGGGGCGUGGAUGGCGGCGCUGGUCACCCUGCAGUACCGCUCCACGCUGGACCGUAUGCUAGACACUGUCCUACAGCACGAGGAGCAGGCCCAGCCCCUCCGCCUGCCCUCCCCCGAGCUUUACCGUUUCGCUGUGCACGACUCCGAGGAGAACAUUGUGUUUGAGGACAGUGUCCAGAGCAAGACGGGGAUACCUAUUAUCAAGGCUGGGACGGUGGUCAAGCUUAUAGAGAGGCUCACAUACCACAUGUACGCUGAUCCCAACUUUGUACGCACCUUUCUGACCACCUACCGGUCAUUCUGCAAGCCCCAGGAGCUCCUGAGGCUGUUGAUAGACAGGAUUGAGAUCCCUGAGCCAGAGCCCACAGAGGCAGACAAACAGGCUCUAUGGAAUGGGGAUCAGCCAAUGGCUGCAGAGCUACAGAGGUUCCGCAGGGAGUACGUCCAACCCGUCCAACUCAGGGUUCUGAAUGUGUUUCGUCAGUGGGUGGAACAUCAUUUUUAUGACUUUGAGAACGACCCUGAGCUACGAGGCAGACUGGAGGAGUACAUCAGCAGCAUUCUACAACUCCGAGGAAAGUCGAUGAGGAAGUGGGUGGAGUCCAUCAACAAGAUCAUCAAGAGGAAGAUGCAGACUCAGUCCAACGGGGUCAGCCACAACAUCACCUUCGAGAGCCCGCCCCCGCCCAUCGAGUGGCACAUCAGCCGCCUGGGUCAGACGGACACCUUUGACCUCAUGACCCUUCACCCCAUAGAGAUCGCCCGCCAGCUCACCCUUCUGGAGUCUGAACUGUACAGGGCUGUGAGGCCGUCUGAGCUGGUGGGGAGUGUGUGGACUAAAGAGGACAAGGAGAAUAACUCUCCCAACCUGCUGAGGAUGAUCCGUCACACCACCAACCUCACGCUGUGGUUUGAGAAGUGUAUUGUGGAAGCAGAGAACCUGGAUGAGAGGGUAGCGGUGUUAACGCGGGUCAUUGAGAUCCUCCAGGUGUUUCAGGAGCUCAACAACUUCAAUGGUGUUCUGGAGGUGGUCUCCGCCAUCAACUCUGUCCCCGUCUACCGGCUCGACCACACCUUCGAGGCGGUCCCCGAGAGGAAGAAGAGGAUCCUAGAGGAAGCAGUGGAACUGAGCCAGGACCAUUUCAAGAAGUACCUGGCCAAGCUCAAGUCCAUUAACCCGCCCUGCGUGCCUUUCUUUGGGAUCUACCUGACCAACAUCCUGAAGACAGAGGAGGGGAACCCCGACUUCCUGAAGAGACACGGCAAAGAGCUGAUCAACUUCAGUAAGAGGAGGAAAGUAGCAGAAAUCACAGGAGAGAUACAGCAGUACCAGAACCAGCCUUACUGUCUCAAGGCCCAGCAGGACAUUAAGAGGUUUUUUGAGAACCUGAACCCGAUGGGCAGUCUGGGUGAGAAGGAGUUCUCUGACUACCUGUUCAACAAGUCUCAGGAGAUAGAGCCUCGUAACUGCAAGCAGCCGCCACGAUUCCCCAGGAAGACCCUGUACCCCCUGAAGUCCCCGGGGAUCCGGCCGGUGCGCACCUCUACAUCAGGGACCCUGAAGGGCCACCCCGUACCCCUGGAGAGAGAGCCCCCGCACAAGAUCACCUUCAGGAGCAUCGCUGAGACAGAGCAUGAGACGUCUUCCAUAGCCUCGGUCCCCACCUCUCCCAGCACCCCUACGCCCCCACAGUCUGCCUGCUCAGACCUCAGCUCUGUCUUCAUGGAACCAGAUCUCUAUAGUGUUUAUGGUGGCUCAACUUCUCUCUGUGGCCAUUUUAUAUCAGGUGGAAACUCCAUAUUCUGUUCUGUUCUCCUCCCGCCCUCAAAGUUCCACUCAGUGUCUUGUGGAAGCCUACACCAGCUGGGAGAGGAGUUACUGAAGCCCCCUCCACUUCCCCCUCGCAGGAAGGAUGCUUUCUCUGAGACCAAGUUGAGUUCCAGGUCCAAAGGUCCCCCAGCCAUCCCCCCCAGACUGCCCCCUCCUCUUCCCAGGGUCCAGCCCCGCACCCCAGUCUACAACGGCCUCAGCGACGGCCCCCUCCCCAGCAGUCCCCCACCUCCACCCCCCCGGGACCCCCAGCCGGACACCCCUCCCCCCGUCCCCCAGAAGCCACCAGAGAUCUUCAUUAACUACCCCCCGAACCUCCAACCCUCCCCCUUCGGCCGCUUCCACUGGGAUUUUGGCAGUUCCCCCUCCCCUGGAACGCCCCCGGGUUCCCCCUCGCCCCGCGUCCCCCGACGGAGCUGCCUGCUCAGCGCCAGCCAGAACAGUCUCUGCCCGCUCCCUCUGCCCAUCAUGGCCCCACCUGUACCUCCCCGCCACAACUCCUCCUCCCAGCUCCCCAAACUUCCCCCAAAGACCUACAAGAGGGAGCUGUUGUCACCCCCUUUACAGAGCCUCUCAUUGGUGGAGAGCACAGAGGGUAGCCAAUGAGGAGCCUCCUGGCUUCUUUUGUUGUUUCCUUCGCAUCAUGGCUGCUGCUCCACACAAUACAAACUGUAUCAUACUAUGACCUCAUGACUCAGAGCGAUUUAAAAACUAACUAAUCAGGAUUUUUUUUUUUUUUUUUUAAUGCUACUGAUCGUAACAAAGACUCCAAAACCCCCUCCCACUCAUCUCCUACAUUGACCAAUCACAACACGGCCACUCCUCUCAGGGUAUCAGUAGCCCCACCUUCAUUUCAAGCCCUCUGUGCCAAUGGGAAAUCCACACCAGUGUGCCAGCCAAUGAACAAGGAGCCCCAAGACACUGAUUCAAACUCAGAGGAGGCUCUGUGUGUGCAGUACACGUCACACACCUGUACACAACAUUGACGCGGUCAUUUUCUUCAUAUAGAUAUUCCACUCUGUACUGGUGUGGACAGGACAGUAUGCCAUAGUCCAGUAGUAACUCUCCUACCCCCAAAAGAGCCACUGUGCUGAACCCAGAAAGGAGAGGACUGUGUCCUCUUCAGCCUGUCCUGGUGGUUGGGGACUAUACAGACCAACCACCAUGACACUUCCAUCGGCAUGGACAGGUCUUCUCACUGCCAACGCUUUGUGUGGAUCUAUGGGCAUUGUUGCGUUGGCACACGGUCGUGUUGCGAACGCCAUUCACUCGUUCACCCCAGGAGUCAGUCCUCUUGUCCUGUGGUUCUCGGACGGACGGACGGACGGACUCCACUCUGGAUCGUACAAGACCUCAAUGCUCUUUUAUCAUCGAACGAAUCAAACACACAUUUACUGUGGUUCUCCUCGUGAGGCUCCUCCCAUCUGUGUCGACUCCCACAUUUUAGUGACCAGUACGAUGUUCUGCAGGGGGUCAUAUAAGGGAUUCAUGUUUUGAGGAAUGACUGUGGAUAUUUCCAUCCAGUCGUUCAGACAUUACCAACCUGAUCGUUGUCACACUGAAAUCCUUUCUCCUCCUUUGUUUGUUGGUCUCCACUGUGCACUGAACUGAGUAGAGCUGUGACUGUAAUGGGUGUGUUACUGUGUGGUACAGGAGGAUCGUAUAGCCCCCUAACAUGGGGUCCUUGCUGUAGUUGGUAGCUACAUCCAGCCCUGCUGGUCCUAGAAUUACCCUCCAUUUCAGAUGUUGCCUUUGACCCCACAGCACUGACCUCUGUGGGCCUCUGCUAGAGGGAUGGGUGGUGUGUGUUCGCUCCACUUGAACAUAAAGCUUGGUCAACGUUUGUUGUGUCUACCUUUUUUUUAAGUCAUAUGAUGGAUAUCAAAGAGCUCCGAUCUCGGAAAAGGAUUUGACGACAACCUUGAUAUCUCUUCUCCUCUGCCCUCUCCUCUGAGAUAUCUCUUCUUCUCUGCCCUCUCCUCUCUCUCUCCUCUGCCCUCUCCUCUGAGAUAUCUCUCCUCUGCCCUCUCCUCUGAGAUAUCUCUCCUCUGCCCUCUCCUCUGAGAUAUCUCUCCUCUGCCCUCUCCUCUGAGAUAUCUCUCCUCUGCCCUCUCCUCUGAGAUAUCUCUCCUCUGCCCUCUCCUCUGAGAUAUCUCUCCUCUGCCCUCUCCUCUGAGAUAUCUCUCCUCUGCCCUCUCCUCUGAGAUAUCUCUCCUCUGCCCUCUCCUCUGAGAUAUCUCUCCUCUGCCCUCUCCUCUGAGAUAUCUCUCCUCUGCCCUCUCCUCUGAGAUAUCUCUUCUUCUCUGCCCUCUCCUCUGAGAUAUCUCUUCUCCUCUGCCCUCUCCUCUGAGAUAUCUCUUCUCCUCUGCCCUCUCCUCUGAGAUAUCUCUUCUCCUCUGCCCUCUCCUCUGAGAUAUCUCUUCUCCUCUCUCUCUUCUCUGCCCUCUCCUCUGCGAUAUCUCUUCUCCUCUGCCCUCUCCUCUCUCUCUUCUCUGCCCUCUCCUCUGCCAGUGACGUGGUGACAACAGCAGCCAGACCUUUAUCUGUCCAGGGUAGCGAGCAGAUUGCAACAUGCUAAUGUGAGGCUCCGUUGGCAGUUACAUGGUAGUUACUUUUUGGUGUAGGUCAGAUCGACCAGCCUUGUCCAUACUUCCCUCAAUUGCCGACUUGGAAGACAACCAAUGUCCUCUUGUCUAGUUGCAGGGGGUUUGUUUGAACUUUAGAAAAUGCAGCGUAAUUAAAUAAUAAUAAUUGCUCCAUGAAGUAAAUCCCAACAUUGUGUAUGCCGCCAUCUUGUCAAUUUCAAAUAAAGGAAUAUUUUCUAAA